Zea mays is the source of this 5762-nucleotide messenger RNA. RefSeq lists its product as uncharacterized. Lineage: Eukaryota; Viridiplantae; Streptophyta; Magnoliopsida; Poales; Poaceae. The record is from RefSeq and is a predicted model, not a curated record. Bases 151 to 3228 code for a protein of 1025 amino acids. The transcript is spliced from 4 exons.
CUAUAUAUGUUCAUUUAGAUGCUUGUGCCCAGCUAUGCUUGUACGCCUUGGAUCUGAGGCCUCGCUCAAGGAACAAGUCUGGAGUUUUCUGGUGAUUGGAUACAACUUUGGCAGCUGCAACUCUAAUAAUCUGAAGCUAUAAACACACACAUGCCUCGGGUAAGGUUGAUUGACGUGGAGAACACGUUUGAUGCAGCUAGAAAAAUACUCCAUCAUGUGGAGUAUAAAUAUAAGGAAAAAAAGGUGUUCUACUUUGAAGGCUGGGAUGGAAUGGGUGCAUCUGCUGCUCUCAAGGAAGCAGCAAAACGCCUAAAAUCUUCAGCAUCAAAGUUUGACAGUGUUCUCCAUUUGGAUUGCUCAUUAUGGAAAAGUAGGAGGGCCCUACAGAAGGCUAUCGCCGAGGAGAUAAAGCUCCCCCAUUCAGUGAUGGCCAUCUUGAGCCAGCAUGACAAGGAGGAUGAUUUCGACGGUGUAGAAGAAGGCGCUAGAAAGGAGGUACAGGAAAUCAAUACGCAUACCUACAGAAAGCUAUCCACCGUCAAUAGAUUAGUUGUGGUCUUCCAUAAUGGAAGUGGUAGCUUCAUUGACCUGAGCGAGUUUGGUAUCCCACUGAACCGAAACUUCAAAGGUGAUGUGUUGUUGUGGACAAUGCAAGGGAGGUUUAGCUACAAUAUAUAUGAAAAAAUAUAUGAAAAUAUUCCUAAUAUGGUGUAUCUUUAUGUGCAUCGUGAUAUAGUGCAAUUAGAUGACACUUCAUUGUGGGGCAUUGUGAAUGAGGAAGCUAAGGAGGUUGCUCAGUACACGGGUAUCAUGGACCACAUGGUAGUGGUGGCAUGCAUCCUGUACACGUGGAAGCUAAAAGACAUGGGUAACAUAGAUUGGGAUACCCAUGCUUCAAACUACUGGGUUUGUGAUGGCAUUAUACAAGGCAGUAGUAGCUCGGAAGCAUGGGCUUGGAAGGUUGGUGAUGCACUACAGAGAAACACACAGUUGGACUGGAGAAGGUCUUAUAUGCAUGAAUUCUUUUCAUCCUCAGCUAUUGAGAUGCAGAUGCAGCAUCAUUUACCACGACCUCCAGUGAUUUGUUGCACUUCCAAGAUUAUUAGUGUGCCUGCUGAAGCAACUUCCUUUUUUCUACAACCAAAAUAUGAAGAUGAAGAAUCUCCCUCUAGAGGGGUUGUUACUGUUGACACAACAAUACAAUUACCAGCUUCUAUGUUCAAACAUUCAGCCAGUAAUCUGCGUGUGCUGCAUCUCUCUCGAUGCACCUUUAGAUUUGCAUCACCACCAUUCCUCUACUGCAGCAACCUAAGGUUCCUCCGCCUUCACCGUUGCGAGGACGAUGGCACAAGUAUCACACCAACAGAGGGCAAGGAACUUGACGACCAGAGUGGAGCAUGGAGGGCUUGCUUCGGGAAGCUGCGAGUAAUGGAUUUGAGCUACACCCAAUGGUGCUGGUUGCUGUCAGAAAGGAUGAUGAACAUAAUGGCCAACCUCAGAGAGUUGAAUGCAAAGGGAAUCAAGAACUUGAGCACAAGUCAUCUACGUGGUUGUGGCAGCCUUAUCAAGCUUCGAGUAGAAGACGGCAGCGUUGACGGACAAAGAUUAAUACUUGAGAACUCUGUUGCACUGGAACAAGCCGUCCUCACCAACGAUGCUAAAGAUGAAGGUGCUACAGUUGAUAGGAUACGCAACAUCUCCUUUCGUGGUUGUGCUCAGUUGAGGAGUAUAUUGUUGAGAGGAUUAUUUUGUUGCCUCCAUGAGUUGGACCUCUCUUGCACAUCUGUGGAAACCGUCAACUUGCGAAAGGUACAAGCCCAGAGAUUGAAGCGGCUCAUCCUACUUGGGUGCCAGAAGCUCCGUGCAAUACUAUGGCCACUGAGCACCUCAUCUAUUGCUAAGACCUUGGAUGUGUUUUGUGUGAGCACCACCCCAUCCAUGACAGCAUCAGGACAGGAGUGGCCGCGUCUAUGUAAAUGGGAAGAAAAGAGGAAGGAGGCUAACUCUGCUUCUACUACAGAAUCCUCAUCCUUGGACAGAAACUGGUACAUUUGUGUAAGGGAUGCGAGGCUCCUCCGGUCGCUACAAAUCUUUCGUACCUAUGAAAACAAUCGUUUUUCCCUUGGCUGGCCUACACGUGUGGAGUUCACUACACCACCAGCAUCAGGUGAUCUUGUUGCUGCUCAAGGAGUCAGUAUCUUGCAGCAGACUAUACAUGUUGUAGAUGUAUAUGCAAGAGAUAUGAUCACCCAUAACCAACUUAUUCAUGAUGAGGAUGCAACUGCUGGUGAUGAGGACGGUGAAGGAGCGAUCCACUGGAUGUGGGAUUGCCCAAUGACCCGGACGAUGCAUGGUCAUGGCUGGUAUAUUCACGUACAAGCAGAGGAUGAUGAGCAGGAGGGAGAGGGUGGUGAAGCACAGGACAAGACAGGUGGAACAUGGUCAAUGCCCCCUAGUUUUAUAUGCACAAGUGCUGAUGUUGUGCAUGUGCAUGAUUGCAUGUCCAUCACCUUCGGCAUCUCUCUGUCAUAUAUUACCUCAUGGAAUGAACUUCAUUGGUGCCGAGUUGAAAGGUGCCCCAUGUUGCGAUCUGUCUUCACUGCCUUUUCUGAAGGAAAAGAAAAUGAUGUUUCUAGUGAUUCAUGGCUGAUAUUUCAAAACCUGACAACAUUCUGGGCAUCACACCUCCCGAUGGCAAAGCACAUCUGGAACUGGAGUCCAAGAGCUUAUCCAUCUGCAUACUCCUUUCAACAGCUCCAGUUCUUGCACCUGGACUACUGCCCGAGGGUCAUCUUCGUGCUCCCCUUGGACUCGAAUAUGUCGCUGCCUCAGCUUGAGACCCUAGAGAUCAUUUGUUGCGGUGAUCUUAGGGAGAUCUUUCGCUCAUGGGAUCCCAGGCUCGAGAACCAAGAGGAGGUUGUCAAGCAUUUCCCCAAGCUACGACGCAUCCACCUCCACAACCUCCCGACGCUGCGCGGCAUUUGUGGCCGCAUGAUGUCUUCACCAAUGCUCGAGACUAUCAAUGUCACAGGCUGUCCAGCACUCAGGCGUUUACCGGCGGUCGGCGGCCGUCUCGCGCAGCCACCCACAGUGGUGUGCGAGAAGGACUGGUGGGAUGGCCUCGAGUGGGAUGGGUUGGAGGCCAAGCACCACCCUUCCCUCUUCCGCCCCAAGCACUCAUGCCACUACAGGAAGCCCAAGCUUCUUAGAGGCAGCGUCCUCAGGUAAUCAACAACAGCUGCCAUUGGAGGCGAAUGGACCCCUCCACUCCAUAUAUAUGUUGCAGGUUGCACAGUAUCGACGUCCAUUCCUGACAGCAGUCGAUGAAAUAAGACUCCUAUUAAUUAUUGGUAUCUCCCUCUUCAAGUCGUGGUGUGUGGUUGGUUCCCUCUGCUUCAACUACGUUGUUCUUCUGCCUUUCUCUGCAUCCACAUCACCACCACCAGUUUAUUGUCUACGCUUGUGUGUGUUGUUUCAUCGCUGAGCAACAUUAAAUAUGUGUUUUAUGUGUUGUAUUUAUCUAUUUGGUACCAUGGUUGCUAUAUAAUUAUGUGUGGUUUAUGUGUUGUAUUUAUCUAUUUGGUAGCCUGGUUGCUAUAUAAUUGUGUGUGGUUUAUGUGUUGUAUUUAUCUAUUUUGUACCCUGGUUGCUAUAUAAUUAUGUGUGGUUUAUGUGUUGUAUUUAUCUAUUUGGUACCCUGGUUGCUAUAUAAUUAUGUGUGGUUUAUGUGUUGUAUUUAUCUAUUUGGUACCCUGGUUGCUAUAUAAUUAUGUGUGGUUUAUGUGAUGUAUCUAUUUAUCUAUUUGGUACCUUGAUUGCUAUAUACUUAUCUGCUUUUAUGUGAUGUAUCUACUAUCUAUCUAUGUGACUGGAUACUCCAUAUAUAUGCACAAAGUAGUCGGAUGUCAUACUAAGUCAUAUGAAAAAGUUUCCAUCAAUUUCAUCCAAAUUCUAAAGUGUGAAUGUGAGGUUUUGAAGUUUUAUGGUCGAGCUUCAUAUAUGGGUCCCACAUAUGCAUCUAAUCUUAUUAAUUUGAUAAAGGUGUUUUGUGAUAUUCUGGCCCCAUCGGAUGGUGAUAUCCUAGUCCAAGGCUUAUAAUAGAAUUAAUAGAGUACUCAAACCAACAAGAUACAUCUUUUUUUCGGAAGCCUACCUCAAAAGAACUUCUGAGUUAAGCGUGUUUGAUCUAGAGGAAUCGUGAUGCACUAUACCACAACACCAAAUUAGUGUCGGACGACUGUCACAAUAAAUAGAGAAUUAGCAUCGAAUUGUUAGUUGGUAUACAUUGCCACAGAUGGUGAGUCGGCAUAUGUCUAUAUUCCAACUGAGUGUUAGUCGUUAUAUUUAUAUGUGAAUAGUGUCGCUUUGUCAGUCGACAAUUCAUACCUAUAACCUCGCACUGUCAGUCGCCAUAAAAAGCAUUGUGCAAUUUGCGGCAUCGGUGGCCUGUUGGCACGCAAAAUUGGUGGCCCAAAUACGAGUUGCCGCCGCCCAAAACCCUAUCUCUCCUUUCCCGUAAUACCAGCCACCGCCAUCCAAAUAUUCCAACCAUCCCCAGCCGCGCGCUAGUUUCAUCCGGUCGGCCGCCAGUCGUCCUCCAACCGCGCGCCCUGCUAGCUUCUUCCUUUGUUUUUUCUGAGCCGACGACGCCCCACUGCUACUCCAGAGGAGCAAGGCCGACCGCACUGCUACGAGUCCGGCGGAGAAGCGCCGGCCGACGCGGCCACGGCUGUGUGCUUGCGCGAGUAGGCCUACGGUACUGCCGUCCGAUCCCAGGCAAGUUUUAUGUCUCCUAACCUUUUAGUUUUGUAAUGCUACUUUGCUACUAUGUGAUUUAGAUCCUAGGAUCUAGAAAUGGCCACCAAGAAAAACUAUUUGGUUAAUGUUAAGUAGUGUUGCUCAGCACAAAAAUAUUGUAAGGGGACUUUGUUCAUGUAAAACUUCACUAGUAAUCCACACAUACAACUCUAAAUUAUGCUACAGUGUUUAAAUGUAAAUUAGUGGGGAAGGAGGGAGUUGUGAGUUGAUAACCUGAAAUAUAUUUUUUCUAUAACUUUGAUGUUGCAGUCACUGAGUUUCUAAGAAGUAGUCCUAAACCAUGGUGGAUAAGACAUGGAUCAAUGAUGAUGCUAGGUACAAAUUCAUUAUAACACAAAUAUAAAUGUGAUAUCUAUAGCUUAAAUACUAAUCCAUUACAAGAGAGUAAUAAGCUAUCUCUUUGUUGUUUUUCAUAUAUGGUGAUUGCAUAUUUUCUAACUAAUGGUUUCUAUGAUUAUAUAACUAAAGGUGAGCAAGACAUCAAAAUCAUCCCAGAGUGCUACAGGUAUAUAUAUGAUUGACAUCAAAAGCAUCCUUACUUUACUAGGUACUCUAAUUGAUUAGAAUAAUGCUUUUGGAAUGGAGUUAUGUUGCGUUCAACUAUUGUAUAUUUAGCUUAAUCAUCGAGCAAGGUGGUAUCUAUUCUAUAGUUUAUUUUGGAAUGGAUUUCUAAGUAGUCUACUAAUGAUUUGGGUUUUAAUUUUGUCAGGAGGGAGGUCCUAGAGGUAGUAAGUCACUUGUUUACUCCAUGAUGACAAUAGCAAGCAGAUCGCGGUGGUGCCUAUGGAUGCUACAACAAGAAAGAUCAAAAGUUCUUUUGGAUGGAUGCAACUAGAUAUUUUGUUUUGUAUUUUCUCCAAAAGAGAAAUUUGCAAGUGAACUUAAAAUUGUGAAACCAACAUGUGGUUGUACUAGCUAGUAUCUCUAAGCUUUCACAAGCCAAA